AUGUGUCAAUAUGAAAUUAUUUAUUAUCAUUCAAAUCAUUCAUCUUUAUAUGAAAUAAUUCGUGAUUAUUAUCUUUUAUAUGAAUAUAAUUCUACUAAUUUCACCUGUUAUACUCAUUUACAAUGUAAUCGUGGUCCUUUUCCAGCAUGUUUAGAUUGGAGUGAAAUAUGUGAUGGGCAAGUGCAUUGUCUCGAUGGUGAUUUUGAUGAAGAACAUUGUUGA
Molecule: messenger RNA, 222 nt
Organism: Rotaria sp. Silwood2
Lineage: Eukaryota; Metazoa; Rotifera; Eurotatoria; Philodinida; Philodinidae
Source: the annotation of a GenBank genome assembly